GGUAUUUAGUUAACGCUAUCGGGCAACCCUGGCAGGGCACAGAACCGACUUUAUCAGCGGUGAACACAGUCACGCGGUCGCACACCAACUUGUGCGUUCUGCAAUCGCGAUUUGAAGUCGUACGCCGACUAGCAGCGUUUUCCAGCACCAGUCGCGGCAUGUCUUCGGAGGUACCAAACUUGUGGCGUUACUGCAGCCAGCUGAACCAGCUCUGUCCCGACCUGCUGCCGGUCGGCAAGGUGUACGCGGACCUUCGGUGGUCCGGCACGCCUUACACUGCCAGGCGCCUGGACCACAGCGUGGGAUGCACGCACGGGUCGGGCAGCGGCGGCACCAAUGGGGGUCGAGUGUGCCCCGUAUUUGCGUGUCUCUCAGCAUGGAAUGAAUUCCUCAUGUUCAUCAACAUGGAGCUGCGCGAAGCACCUCCCGGUGAGCUCUCACUGACGCGCAUGCAUGGAACAUCCCCCAGUUCACGCUGCCGUUGGAUCGCCCGCGUCCGCCAUGCUGCCGUCCUGGUCCACUGGCUCCUCACAGUGCACCGCUGCGUCCGUCGUGUCGAACUGGACGUGCUCGUGGUGCAGAGAUCAGGCCCGUACUCUGCGCUGUACUACGACGCCUUGCAUCACAGCGCGAACAUUCGCGAGCUCACUCUGCUCGGCUGGCACUCAAACAUGGACGCAACCAAACGCCUCGUCGCGUCCAUCGCCCACAUGAAACGCCUAGAGAGGCUAGACUGCACGAAUGUGGACUUCUCAGAAGAAGCGAGUUUCGCGGAGUACAUCGCCACCACAGGCACGCUGAAGGCGCUCACGUUGAUUAACGUUGCGGCGCAUCCCGGCUGCCUUCCAGCUCUCCGAAAGGCGCUUGUCUCAAACAGCUCCAUAACUGUGCUCUCCGUCAACAUCGAGUAUUUAAGUGGAGACAGCGAUGACGCAUUUUUCUCUUACCUUAAAAAAACUGCCAUCCUCAAGCGCCUCAGCCUAAGCAAGCCUUCUUUCAGCCGAUGCUCUUACCUAGGGGCAGUGUUAGAGGCCCUGUCGCAAAACAAGAGCGUCUCGAAACUAUACCUUGUGGGAUUUACCCUCACGACACCAGAUGCCUGGUCAUUUGCUCGUUUAUUGGACACGAAUCGCGCUCUUAGGAUCAUUGGUUUCAAGUACUGCGAGUGGAACUUACAGGCGGAUGAGUAUUUGUUCCCUCUUUCGCGGAGUUCAAAGAUUGGCGAGUCGGCCCGCACUGACCGAACCCUCUGGAAUGUACUUCCCCUCGCCGUAGCCUUGGAAGUUGUCUCUGGCCUUGAAGAAAUAAUGCUAAAUGUGAGUGCUUUCAAUGCUAGCGAGCAACACGCCCUGCUCUGCGCGGUAGCGUCCAAUAGUACUAUCAAAAAGGUCAAAUUUGAUGCGGUAGCCUCCGACACCAUAAGUUCCUUGUGCGAAGCCCUCCGAAUUACAGGCACGAAAGAUAGAGUAGACCUGGGUGUUGUGGACACAUGCGUAGGAGACCUGGUCCGUGUGCAAGCAUCCUGCAAGGAAGCCAGUGAACUUCGUCUCGAGAUUGCCCCUGAUGAUGAUGCCGAAGCAAUUCUAGAGUGUCUUAAGGUGCUGCCCUCUUGCACCCGUUUGGUCGAGAUGGACCUUUGUCUGGAGGAAACGCCGCUUGACCCCGAACCAUGCCUUCUUCUCUCUGAGUGCAUAGUGCACAGCCAAUCUUUGCGACAACUCUGCAUGAUGUUCUUUGCGAGUGGAGACGCGGUGGUGCUUAUUAUAAAGGCACUCUCUUGCAACCACACAUUAGAGGAUAUUACAAUCGAAAAUUGGAAGCUGGAUGAUGAAAGCAGCUCCUUACUUGCUAGUCUGGUGGCGAACAGUAAAUUCAUUACCCACUUUGUUUUCAGAACACUUUGGUUUGUGGGGCACAAACCUCUCGUGUUUCAUCUCGCCAAACGCCUUGCAUGCAAUACUACCUUGGUGUCUUUGCACAUUGACGAAAAUCGCAAUUUUCAGGAGCAAAUGGCCGCGGCAAUGGACAUUGUCAGACGGAACGCGGCGCUCGUUGAUUGUGGAGCGCACUUUGUGAUGGGUUCAAGGAACAAGCGCUACGCGGAAGCUUUCGAGCGAGUCGCCCGCAGUCCGGCCCUCGUGGCCAGGGUGCAAGAACAGGCCGAAGGUCAAUGUCUCCGUCGAGCGAAUGAUGCGAUCCAGGAAGCCGUGCGAUCUCUCAGGGAUAUGGAAUCAUUCAUGAAAGUUGCGGGCGUGGUGAAGGAUUGCUUGUCGUGGGAUGAGAGCGUCGAAUAUCGUCAGCGCUUGGAUGUUCUGCCCUUUGACUGCUGGCUUCAUGUGAGGCAGUACAUAAAGGUCGCCGACGUGUUACACGAUGAGCCACUCGCCAAUCCUAUUUCGCGACCCAAGCGCGGCCUGUGGCCACGAGUGAUGCGGGGAAGACGCAGCAACAAAGCGCCUCGCUUCAGGAUUUGAGCGGGAUGCCUUCAAUAAUAAGAAAAGCCACGAGCGCGUGCACUCCCUCAGCAAACAUUUUUUCUCUUGUUAACUGCAACAUGGCCCCUAAUUUGUUAUGUUCUCUUCGAAAAAAAUUAUAAUUUAGUUCAUGUUAAUAUUGAACUGCAAUAACAAUGCAAAAGCUAGCUAAGCAACGGGUUAUGUUUUGUGACGAAUGCCAAUAAAAUGGGCCUGCCAUA
Molecule: messenger RNA, 2695 nt
Organism: Dermacentor andersoni
Lineage: Eukaryota; Metazoa; Arthropoda; Arachnida; Ixodida; Ixodidae
Source: RefSeq, a predicted model, not a curated record